Molecule: messenger RNA, 1482 nt
Organism: Ascosphaera apis ARSEF 7405
Lineage: Eukaryota; Fungi; Ascomycota; Eurotiomycetes; Onygenales; Ascosphaeraceae
Source: the annotation of a GenBank genome assembly
AUGGCAUGGUGCACACCCGCUCUUCUGCCUUUUGGUCCAACUACUGACAUUGCUUAUUCUUUGGACUGCGGCUCUGAUCAUCGUCCUUUGGUCACCUCGGUACCUUUCUCCCCUUCACCAACAUCUCUCCAGCAAGGCCCUCCUCGAUACAAUAUUGCAUCUAUCGACCCUGUGUGUUUUACCUCCCGGCUACAUGAUAACCUUUUGCUUCGCCCCCCCCUUCCCCUGAUUGAUACCGAUCAUUUGGACGCUGAAGCCCUGACACUCAGUAACGCCAUCACUGCAACGGUUACUCAAACAGCCAAAGAACGUCGGCCUCCACGAUCCAAGCUGCACUACUGGGAUUCAGGCUGCACUGAAGCACACAAAUUCGUUAAAUCAGUACUCCGGGAGCUCUAUGCUACCUCAACUUCCAAUUUCAGACCGGAACUACAUCUACGCUUACGGUUAGCCCGACGCAACCUUCGUCGAAAUAUUGCCAGAGCUCGCAAUGAUAGCUGGCGUGAAUGCAUUGACUCUCUGUCAUCAACACCUGAUAUUCUUCGCAUUGCCAGCUGGAAACUGCGCCCACAACGGACUGGCUUCUGUCCAUUAAAAGAUCAGACUGGUACUAUUCGCCAUGAACUCUCAGAGAAACAAGAUCUUCUGAUGGAGACUUUCACCAACCCCAGUGGUCUUGCCCCUGAUGAUGACUGUCUACCUUCGUCUCUACCGGCACCUAUCUCAUUUGGUCCUGCUCUUACUGCGCAUGAGAUUACUAAAGCCUGUAUCAAUAUUAAGUCUACUAGUCCUGGUCCUGACGGCAUAACAGUUGCCCUUCUCAAGCUUGGAUGGCCGCAACUGCUUCCUAGAAUUUACUCUCUCUUUCAAGCUUGUCUAGAGCUCGGGCACCACCCUCAGCCGUUUCAUCACUGCACUAUGAUCGUGCUGCCUAAGAGUGGCAAGCGAGACAAGCUCUCACCCAAAUCCUACCGCCCUAUAUCUCUGCUUUCUGUUCUAGGGAAAGGUCUUGAACGCGUUUUGGCUAAGCGAAUGGCCUGGUUAUCUAUUCACCACCGCAUUGUCGGUCCACGUCAAUUUGGGGCACUUCCUUUACGAUCUGCUGCCGACCUUACUACUAGCCUCACUCAUGACAUUGAAUUCGCUUGGUCACAACAAAAAGUUUCCACAGUACUGACCAUGGACGUCAAAGGGGCAUUUGACGCCGUUAUGCCUGGACGUCUUCGGUACCGACUUCUUACUCAGGGAUGGCCUGCUUAUAUUGUCAGCUGGGUACAUAGCUUUAUGACUAAACGCUCUGCUUCUCUGCUACUCGACCACCACUAUAGCGACUCAUACUCUCUGAAACGCGGUCUACCUCAAGGGUCGCCUAUCUCUCCUAUUCUGUUUAUGCUAUAUAUUUGUGAGGUCGAUUCUGGGAAAGAUCCCAGAAGGGGCGGAAGAACCUCUUCUAGUGGCGCAAUGUUAAAGGUCUGCCACUGA